AUGGCUCCGAUGUAUGUACUAGUUGAAGAGUUGGAUAAGGACCAUACUUCAGUUGCAAUCAGAUUGAGGGCCGUGCGCACCUACAAUGUUUGGCAUAGUAGAGGAAGAGAUCAAAUCAAGAGCAGAGAGUGUGUCUUCCAUGAUGAAGCGGGUUCCUACAUUCACCUGCAUAUUCCAGGAAAGAGUGUUUCUCCGAAGAAUGAUUUUGUAGAGGGAAAUGUGUACUGCAUAAAAAAAUUUUUGGUAGUUGCUCAUUGGUAUUGCUAUAAGACAUGUGAAGGAGAGUACAUGAUGAAAGUUUUUUCUGAAACAUUGGUCAAACCUUAUAAAGGGUGUGAUUUUCCAAGGUAUAUGUAUAGACUAAAGCCAUUUGAAGUUCUGAACACACUGGAUGCAAAUAUUUUGGUUGAUGGCAUUGGUCGUGUAGUUGAAAUAUACUCUCCAUUGGAGAAGAUGAUUAAUGGGAGACCCCCUCGGUUGAUAGAUUUUGUGAUUGAAGAUUUGAAGGGUAAUCAAGUGAAAUGCACUGUCUGGGAUGACCAUGUAGAGAAAGUGAAGCCUUUUUUUAAAAGUGAUCUUUUGGAUCCAGUGGUUGUUCUAAUUCAGAUGGGUCAGAUUAAGCUGGUCGAAAAAUCUGGAGAAGUAAAAAUUUGCAGUUCUUAUGAUGCUAUAAAUUUGCUAUUCAACCAAAACACUUUGGAGUUUGUUGAAUUCAGAAAUAGUUAUGGUACUACAAGUGGAGUGGAAAGCAGUACAAAAAUGCAGAUCACAACAUUAUCUGAGAUCUUUUCUAAAAGAGAGAUUGGUGAUUUUUGGGUACCAUGCAAGAUUAUAGGUAUUGAGUCUGAUCCCAAUGAUUGGUAUUACGACUCUUGCCCUAAACCAAACUGUAAUAAGAAGUUGGAACUCAACUCUGGAAUGUAUGAUUGUGGCAAAUGUGGUGGUCGGUUUGUUAAAGGUACCCUAAGAUAUAAGCUUAAAAUUCGUGUGGUUGAUGUUAAUGGGACAGCUCCACUCCUUUUAUGGGAUCGUGAAGUUCUUGAGUUGUUUUGUUUAAAGGUAGAUGAAUUGAAGGCUAUGCAGCCAUCUGUAAUGACAAAGGUUCCUAAAGACAUCAGGAAUUUAAAAGGGAGAGGUCUGUUUUUUAUGAUUUCUGUGAAAAGUGAAACAUUUGAUAACCUCGAUAAUGCAGUUCUAGUACUGCAAGUCAAACACUUUCCUGAAAUGUUUGAAACCUACUGUCUUGGGCUAAUCCAGCAUAACGAUGAUGAAUUUUCUUCCAAGCUACAACUAACGCAGGAUGAUUCUGACUCAGAUGAGUAUAUGCUUAUUUGUUAUCUGUUCAGGGUUUUUUUUUCAGAUGAUCCUACAGAAAGUCCUAUUGCUGCUACUACUGGAAAGCAGGAUGAAGCUGAGAAUGAAACCGAAGCAGUGAAGCGAAGUCUGCUGGAUGAAUUCUCAAGUACACAACCAUCAAAGAAAAAGAAAGAGGUUGUAGUGAAAAUGGAGAAUGAGAAAGAAUAG
This is a messenger RNA of Ipomoea triloba (trilobed morning glory), 1524 nucleotides long. Its product is annotated as replication protein A 70 kDa DNA-binding subunit-like. The coding region runs from base 1 to 1524 and encodes 507 amino acids. The transcript is spliced from 9 exons. NCBI's taxonomy places the organism in Eukaryota, Viridiplantae, Streptophyta, Magnoliopsida, Solanales, Convolvulaceae. The record is from RefSeq and is a predicted model, not a curated record.